UUUGCAUUGCUCAGUGUUACGGUAAAUGUCCCUACACAAGCCACGAAGAAAGUAUCACAAAAGCGCUGCCUUGAUGAAACGUCUGAUUCAGUAGCAUAGGGCAAAAAUCAAGUUUGUAGCGGUGGAAUGAACCCGGUGUCUUUUUACCGCUUAGAUUACUUGUUUCCCUUGCGUUAUCUGGCAACCCUGACCAAACUGCGACAGCGCCAAUGGCAGCAAAACAUAACUUACAGGCGAGGAGGAUGACAGCAACAAGGAUUUAAUAGUUUCAUUUUGCCUGCCCACAUAAGGGAGAACGUGUUACUUUUGCUCUACACAAAGAGCCUGUAGCGCUGAAGUCCAGCAUUCAGUAUGAUUCCCUGGUUGCGGUGGAGGUGAGGAAACAUGGCGUGGAAAUCUGAGGUGUCAAGACGAACGUGAUGACAGUAUGGUCGAUGGUGGAGAAGCUCAAAAUGGAAAAACGCCCAUGCAGGGAGGAGAACAUUGACUCAAGCAAGGCCCAGCAUGCCAGUGAUGAUUCUGAGGAUGGAAGCAGCUCGGAAAGCGAAUCAGAAGAGCAGCAACACCAGAGGGUUCAGGUGAACAGCAGCAGGUGUAAGAAGAGGGAGCCCUUGGCUGUCGCAAAACCCCACCGACAGCUCUGUCGUUCUCCAUGCCUUGACCGGCCCAGUUUUUCCCAGAGUAGCACUGCGCAAGAUUGUCGAGAGGAUGACACCAGCACGGGACCAGGGAUCAAGCCUGCCAGUGGCAGAGAGUAUCAGACUAAGGUGGAAUUUGCGUUAAAGUUAGGCUAUUCGGGAGAGCAGGUGGAGGCAGUGCUCAACAAGCUGGGAUCGGCUGCGCUUAUUAACGACCUUCUUGCCGAGUUAGUAAGGCUUGGAAACAAAGUAGAGCCUGAAGUUCAACCCUGCAUCAGCACGGCCACAUCAAUAUCUCGGCCCCCCUGUGUUAAGGAGACGGUUAGUCCAGAGGUGUCAGUGGAAGACGACUCUGUGGAUACCUUUGAUAACCUCAGGCCCAUCGUCAUUGAUGGCUCAAAUGUGGCAAUGAGCCAUGGAAACAAAGAGGUAUUCUCUUGUCGUGGUAUCCAACUUGCUGUUGAAUGGUUCUUGGAGAAAGGACACAAAGACAUCACUGUGUUUGUCCCAGCCUGGAGAAAGGAACAGUCGAGGCCCGAUGCCCUCAUCACAGAUCAAGAAAUAUUACGCAAACUGGAAAAAGAGAAGAUCCUGGUUUUCACCCCAUCUCGGAGGGUUCAAGGCAGGAGAGUGGUGUGCUAUGAUGAUCGCUUCAUAGUGAAGCUGUCUUAUGAUUCUGAUGGAAUUAUUGUGUCAAAUGACAACUACAGGGACUUGCAAAAUGAGAAGCCGGAGUGGAAGAAGUUCAUAGAAGAGCGUCUCCUAAUGUACUCAUUUGUCAAUGACAAGUUUAUGCCACCUGAUGAUCCACUGGGAAGACACGGUCCAAGUUUAGAAAAUUUCCUACGCAAGCGUCCUGUUGUUCCAGAGCACAAAAAACAACCAUGCCCCUAUGGGAAAAAGUGCACAUAUGGACAUAAGUGCAAGUACUAUCAUCCAGAGCGUGUCAACCAGCCGCAGCGGUCGGUGGCUGAUGAACUACGGGCUUUUGCCAAAUUGUCUGCGGUGAAGACAAUGAGUGAGGGGGCUUUAGCUAAAUAUGGUACUGGUCCAGCUGCUGUAAAGGGGGACAGCAACACUGAGGUCAAAUAUGUGGCACCAAAACGUCAAUCUGACCCCAGUAUUCGCUCAGUGGCCUGUGAACCUCCCGAGGCACUGUCCGUUGCUAGGAAGUCUGAGACAAAUUCAGUGCCUUCCCUUGUGUCUGCUCUCAGCGUGCCCACCAUGCAGCCUGUCAAGAACCACGCAGCUGGGGCCUUGAACACACGAUCAGCCAGCAGCCCAGUGCCAGGUUCCAUGCAGUUCGCACACAGUUCCCUGGAGCACAUGUCUAGUGUACAGUACCCUCCAAUUUUAGUUACUAAUAGUCAUGGCGCCUCUAUUACAUACGGUGAUCAGUUCCCAAAGUAUGACUCUGUUAGCGACCAUGGUUAUUAUUCACUGCACAGUGAUUUUUCAAACAUGAGCAUGAGCAGCAUGCAUAAUGUCGACAGUUUCUGUAGCAUGGAGCACGAGCAUGGUGUGUAUCAGAGAAAUCCCAGCCACUGCCCUGAAUCCUGUCUCAGCCAUUCAAACAGUGACUCCUUCUCCUCUUAUGGGGACCUGUACCCGAGCUCCAUGGACAGUAGCUUAGAGGAGAGCAUGAAGGGGCAGCAGUCUCCUGCACAAGGUAGGAUGCAAGCUUUCUCCCAUGGGUUUCGUCAUGAAGCGCUGACCAGAGUACAGAGUUAUGGACCUGAGGAACCCAAGCAAGUCCCCCGUAAGCAGUCUGGAUCUCAUCUGGCACCACGUAUCCAGCAUGUGGCAGUGGGAGCCAGGUCCAGCUGUCCUGGAGACUAUCCCCUCACUCAGAAUGUCCUCCCACCUUUGUCCUCACAGCCCACACGGUCUCUUGGUAUGACUCGUAUGGACAGCAUAUCAGAUUCAAGGCUAUAUGAUAGCAACCCCAUGAGACAGAGGCGACCUCCACUGUGCCGUGAGCAGCAUGCAAGCUGGGACCCUCUGCCAUGUGGUAAUGAGUCCUAUGGCUAUCAUUCAUAUCCUUUGAGUAACAGCCUGAUGCCGUGUUGCGAGCGGGUGAUGGUCCGCAGCAUGCCAGACAAAAUGGAACAAAUCUGGAACUCACCAUGGGAGAUGCCAUCUGCAGCUGAACACCAAGAGCGGUAUGUCAUCCCAGACCACCAGUAUCAAACAUAUCGGAACCUUUGUAACAUCUUUCCUGCUUACGUAGUCCACUCAGUAAUGGAGAAGAAUCCUCAUUUAACAGAUCCACAACAACUUGCCGCCGUCAUUGUUACAAAACUGAGGUCAUGCCAUUAGGCAGUUAAUCUUAUAAAAUAUUUCAAAAGUGAUAUGAUAAGGGAUGCAAGGAUAGAUUGCAAAGAUAAGCACAUGUUUAGUGUUUCUGCAUGUGCAGCAUCUGCCCUCAGGAGUUUUUUUUUUUUUUUUUUAUGUUUCGGGCGGGAUAUCAGAUUUUACAUCGCUGAAAUGACAUAGAAGGAAUCAGCAUAGAGGAGGUUUAUCUCGAAUUGUAAGAUGUUUCACAUGUGAAAGCUACGUUUUUAUAUAAAGUGUGGUGCAGUUGUUAUAAAGUAUCACCUUGUUUAGAAUUCUUAUUCAUAACACAUUCAUACUACCUGAGCAGGAGCUGGAUAGCAGCUUUGUACCAUAUCCGUUAUCAACUGAACUUUUGUUCAUCAUCAGUCAUUCUGCAAAAUAAAAAUAGAACCUUUGGCAGGACUGUUCAAUCUCCCCUAGAUCAAAAAAGUGUUACUGUUGAUUUGAUUUAUGUUACAUGAAAAUUAUGCAUCUAUCCCUAAAGUGUUAAAUAAAUAAAUAAUUGUGAAAUAAUUAAUCAAAGGAAUAAAUUGUGUAAAAUAUAUAAAGAAACAACAAUCUUUGAAGUAAUUUAGGAAAUUAAAACUUUCAAUUUUUUGCUUAAGAGUACAUAUUUUUUCAUAAUAUACAUUUGGUUUACAUUUUUU
Molecule: messenger RNA, 3622 nt
Organism: Etheostoma spectabile (orangethroat darter)
Lineage: Eukaryota; Metazoa; Chordata; Actinopteri; Perciformes; Percidae
Gene: zc3h12b
Product: zinc finger CCCH-type containing 12B
Exons: 6
Coding region: 420-2957 (845 amino acids)
Cellular component (GO): cytoplasmic ribonucleoprotein granule; nucleus
Molecular function (GO): RNA endonuclease activity; mRNA binding; metal ion binding
Source: RefSeq, a predicted model, not a curated record